AGGAAUCUUUCAGUCUUCAAUUUAUUUUGAUUUUUAAGAUAUUAAACACAAACAAGUUCCAAUCAUUAUUAUUUAUUUAAGGUUGUUGUAGCGUUUCAUUUUCUUGUGGAUUAAAUGAUUUCUGUUCUUUUAUAUUUUUCAUACAAUAUACGUUAAUCUUCAUAAUAUUGAAAUGUCUGCGGAAUCUGAUAUGGAAUAUUCGGACAAUGAUGGAGACGACUAUGACUAUUACGGAGGACAAGAUGAUUGCGAUAUGGAAGCUGUGGACCGUAGCAAAUCAGAUCCAGAAUAUUUUCAAUACACUUGUCUUAGAGUAGAAGAAGUGGAAAAAUUAUUGAAUGAAUCGAUUGAACUACUUAGUAACAGUCUCCAAAUAACACCUUCACUAGCGAAGGUAAUGUUGCAUGCUUAUGAAUGGAAUGCUCAAGAGAUUAUAAAAAAAUAUAACGAAAAUCCGAAUGAAGUUCUUGUAUACAGUUGUGUGAAACCUCGUCUACCAGUUGUUCAGGGUUGCACAAGUCGAUCUAUCUGUGCUGUUUGUGCAACCACACCCCCCAUCAAUAAUUACAGUGCACUUGCUUGUGGGCACUUUUUUUGCAAUGAAUGUUGGGCAAUGCAUUUUGAAGUUCAAAUCAUGCAAGGAGUCUCCAACACUAUACAAUGUAUGGCUCAAGAUUGUGAAGUAAGAGUACCAGAGGACUUUGUUUUAUCUCAUGUAACAAAACCAGCUUUAAGAGAACGCUAUCAACAAUUUAUGUUCAAAGAUCAUGUUAAAUCCCAUCCUCAGCUCCGAUUUUGUCCAGGACCUAAUUGUCAGUGGAUAUAUCGUGCCUGGGUCCGGGAAGGUGCUCGUCGUGUUGAAUGUCAAGGCUGUGAAAUGCUAACUUGUUUCUCAUGUGGGGCUCCACAUCAUGCUCCCACUGACUGUAUUACUAUAAGGCGUUGGCUGACAAAGUGUGCCGAUGAUUCUGAAACUGCCAACUAUAUUAGUGCUCAUACAAAGGACUGUCCUAAAUGUCAAAUCUGUAUAGAAAAAAAUGGUGGUUGUAAUCAUAUGCAAUGUGGUGCUUGCCGACAUGAUUUUUGUUGGGUAUGUCUUGGCGACUGGGGUUAUCAUGGAUCAGAGUACUAUGAGUGCAGUCGCUAUAAGGAAGACCCUAAUUCUGUAACAGAUAGUCAACAAGCUCAAGCAAAGGAAGCUUUAAAAAAAUAUUUGCAUUACUAUGAAAGAUGGGAAAAUCAUGCAAGGUCUUUAAAACUAGAGGAGCAGACACUUGCAACUUUGAAAAGCCGAAUAAAUCAAAAGGUAAUGGCUGGGGAGGGCACAUGGAUUGAUUGGCAGUACCUUUGGGAUGCAGCUAGACUCUUGAAGCGGUGUAGAUACACACUUCAAUACACUUACCCAUUUGCAUACUAUAUGGAUAUAGGGCCCAGAAAAGAAUUAUUUGAGUAUCAGCAGGCACAACUGGAAGCAGAAAUAGAGAAUUUAUCUUGGAAAAUAGAAAGGGCUGAAACCACAGACAGGGGAGAUCUUGAAAAUCAAAUGGAUAUUGCUGAAAAGCGAAGAACAACAUUACUUAAAGACUUCUUAGAAUUUAAUAUUAGUAUUGCAUCUGGUAGUAAAAUAUAACAAAGGUUUAUAAUAUAGAGUGAGCUAUAAAUACAAUGAAAUCAAAGCAAUGAGCACCUUAUAAUAUUUCUAAGCCAGAUUUUUUUUUGCCAAAGUAUAUUUAUUAACAUAACUUUUGCAAUAAAAUUAAUUAAUGUGGCA
This is a messenger RNA of Danaus plexippus (monarch butterfly), 1771 nucleotides long. It is a transcript of the gene ari-2, whose product is annotated as potential E3 ubiquitin-protein ligase ariadne-2. Gene Ontology annotation, cellular component: cytoplasm; ubiquitin ligase complex. The transcript is spliced from 8 exons. Gene Ontology annotation, biological process: protein polyubiquitination; ubiquitin-dependent protein catabolic process; positive regulation of proteasomal ubiquitin-dependent protein catabolic process. Lineage: Eukaryota; Metazoa; Arthropoda; Insecta; Lepidoptera; Nymphalidae. The coding region runs from base 173 to 1630 and encodes 485 amino acids. The record is from RefSeq and is a predicted model, not a curated record. Gene Ontology annotation, molecular function: ubiquitin protein ligase activity; ubiquitin conjugating enzyme binding; zinc ion binding.